AUGCCAGAAGCUGAUAUUGUGCUUAAGAAUCCCGAUACAAUUAUCAGAAGUAAAGAGAUUAGUUAUCCAAAUAAAAUGAUAAGGGAAUUUGAGAAGCAAAUUCCAGAAUUAUUAAAUUUGGGACUAAUUAGGCACAGUACAAGUGAGCACAGGAGUGCUGCAUUCAUGGUAACAAAUCAUGCCGAGCAGAAACGUGGAAAAGCCAGGAUGGUUAUUGACUAUAGAGAUUUGAAUAAAGAAACAAGAGAUGAUGGGUAUAAUUUACUCAAUCAAGAGUCUCUUAGAAAUAGAAUAAAAAGGGAGAAACCCUCAGUUUAUUCUAAAUUCGAUCUCAAAUCAGGAUAUUGA
Molecule: messenger RNA, 348 nt
Organism: Malania oleifera
Lineage: Eukaryota; Viridiplantae; Streptophyta; Magnoliopsida; Santalales; Ximeniaceae
Exons: 1
Coding region: 1-348 (115 amino acids)
Source: RefSeq, a predicted model, not a curated record